Messenger RNA from Drosophila kikkawai, 753 nucleotides. The record is from RefSeq and is a predicted model, not a curated record. Lineage: Eukaryota; Metazoa; Arthropoda; Insecta; Diptera; Drosophilidae.
AUGGACUUGUGUUCCUUGCUGGAAGAUGAAGCUUCGAGCGGAUAUCCGGUCGGCGGAAAUAAUGGAAAUAAUAAUUUAGAAGAGUUUUUUGCCUUCGCUGCUUUCCAGCAAUUCGUAGCUCUGCGAAGGCACAUUGAAAGGGUCCACUCGCCCUUGGAAAUAUACGAUUGUGAGAAGUGUAGUAGAUUCUAUACAGAUCUCUCCAGCUCCCAGAGUUACGUCUGCUCGGAUCUUGUUCAGAAUGGACAGCAUAGAUGCCCACAGUGAGGCAAGUGCCUGCAAUUCGCCUCCAGUCUGGCCUCUCAUCUUUGCCUGCACAGCGGCGAGCGGCCCUUUACCUGCGAGGACUGCUCGAAGGCAUUCAGGACCAAUGGAGCCCUGGUUACCCACCGCAGGCUGCACCUGCGGCUCAUCCAGCAAAUGUGCCCUCACUGCAAACGUGGCUACCUGGAGGCAAGCAACAAGCGAAGUAUAGCCGCCUGGCAUGCGAGUGACCGACCUCUCACCUGCACUGUUUGCCAGCGCAGCUUCUCUCGAGUCUUUCUGAUGCAGUUACACAGUCGGACGCACACUGGCGGGCGGCCCUUCGCCUGUGGCCAUUGGGACCGGAGGUUUGCCCAACUGGGCGUCCUGCGAAGCAACGAACGGAUUCACACCGAAGAUCGUCUGCACCGCUGCCAAGUGUGCGAGAGAACCUUUAGCAGGGCGGGGCAGCUCCGGAAUCGCGAGAUGCGUCACGAAGUCGGCCAGUGA